GCGGCCGGCCCACGCGCUCCAGCAGCCCCGCGGCAGCUGCAGGGCGCGUGGCGCUCCGACCGCCGGAGCCAGGGGUGCGCGCCCGCGGCUCGGCCCAUGUUGGCAUCCGCCGAGCCGCGAUGAGGGCGCUCGCGCUGCUGCCGCCGGCGCUGCUGACCUGCUGUGGCUGGCUGCUCGCCCCCGUGACCAGUGUUCACCCAGAAUGUCGAUUUCAUCUGGAAAUACAGGAGGAAGAGACAAAAUGUACAGAGCUUCUAAGGACUCAAACAGAAAAAUACAAAGCCUGCAGUGGUGUCUGGGACAACAUUACGUGUUGGCGCCCUGCGGACAUAGGCGAGACCGUCACAGUGCCCUGUCCUAAAGUGUUCAGCAAUUUUUACAGCAAACCAGGAAACCUAAGCAAAAACUGUACAAGUGAUGGGUGGUCAGAGAUGUUUCCAGAUUUCAUAGACGCCUGCGGCUACAGUGAUGCCGAGGACGAGAGCAAGAUUACGUUCUACAUCCUGGUGAAGGCCAUUUACACGCUGGGCUACAGUGUCUCUCUGAUUUCCCUUACAACCGGAAGCAUAAUUCUUUGCCUCUUCAGGAAGCUGCAUUGCACCCGGAACUACAUCCACUUGAACCUGUUCCUCUCCUUCAUCCUCCGAGCCAUCUCAGUGUUGGUAAAGGACGAUGUGCUAUAUUCUAGCUCGGGCACACUGCACUGCCCCGACCAGCCAUCCUCCUGGGUUGGCUGCAAGCUGAGCCUCGUCUUCUUCCAGUAUUGCAUCAUGGCAAACUUCUACUGGCUCCUGGUGGAGGGGCUAUACCUCCACACCCUGUUGGUGGCCAUAUUCUCCCCCAGCCGACGCUUCGCAGCCUAUCUCCUGAUUGGAUGGGGCAUCCCCACCGUCUGCAUAGGGGCGUGGACUGCAGCCCGGCUCUCCUUAGAAGAUACAGGUUGUUGGGAUACCAACGACCACAGUGUUCCCUGGUGGGUUAUACGGACACCAAUUUUAAUAUCUAUCAUAGUCAAUUUUGUCCUUUUUGUUAGUAUCAUACGAAUUUUACUGCAGAAGUUGACGUCCCCAGAUGUCGGCGGCAAUGACCAGUCACAGUAUAAGAGGCUCGCCAAGUCCACACUGCUGCUCAUCCCGCUGUUUGGAGUUCACUACAUGGUGUUUGCCGUGUUUCCUAUUGGCAUCUCCUCCAAAUAUCAGAUCCUGUUUGAAUUGUGCAUCGGAUCAUUUCAGGGCCUGGUGGUGGCGGUUCUGUACUGUUUUCUCAACAGUGAGGUGCAGAGCGAGCUGAAAAGGAAGUGGCGCAGCCUGUGCCGCAGCCAGCUCUGCGGCUGGGACUACAGGCUCCACAGCUUGUCCGUCUCGAGGAACAGCUCGGAAAGCGCCCUGCAGUUCCACCGAGGCUCCCGCGCCCCGUCCUUCCUGCAGACAGAGACCUCGGUCAUCUAGUGCACGGCCACAUUGCAGAGGGACUCCCCAGAGCCCUUGGGAUGCGGGCCGCCAAAGGCAGGCCUCCCCCAGCAGGAGAGCCCUGGUGAGUGACGCAGCGGUAACACGCUAGAGCUGGUCUCUGCUUAUCCCAUCCGUGGAGCUGGCGUUACCUUCUAGCUGACUGGGACUUUCGUCGGAUUUGUGUUAAACUCCAGCAUGUAGGUAAUUUUGCUCAUAAUGUUUGGCCAAGCAGACAGGCCCAUUUUCAAAGUGAAUAGGGAGACAGAAAUGGUCCCUAAAAUGAGGUACAGUGGCCCAGAACUUGGGUCCAGCCACCAUGGAAGGAAAACAAGGGAAUUUUCUAAUCUCGGUGCCAGUUCUGGGCAGGGGGCAAAGGCCUGAGCUGGGAGCUGGGGGCUAGACGCUCCCUCUGCAUGACCCCCAGCACUGGCCUCCCCCUGCCCGGUCCUGAUUAGGGCAGCCCUCUUGUCUGCAGGACACGGACACAGAGCAGCAGGACCCAUCCCUGCUGGGUGCCCCUGCUUCUCCCCACCUGCCCCAGGGCCUCCUCUUCCUGCUCGCCUGCCAGGAAAAGCGCAGAGAAGGGCGUCAGAUGAAAGCGGCAGCGGGUGGCGUGUCACCCCUCGAGGGCGUCUGUGUUUAUGAGGGCUCCCCCUGAGACCACUGCAGGCCCCCUCCCCCAAGAGGGUGAGAGGGCUGGGUGACCUGUGGCCGAGCUUGUAGGACCUGGUCGUCAGGGCGACAAAGACACCAGGCAUUUUAUCUGGGGGGGAGCAGAAACCUAUUCUCCUUUUAAUGAAAAUAACCUUACAGUCAUUUCUGCUUAAAUGGAGAAUUAUUCUAAGAAAAUAUAAAACUGUGUUGAGCGCUUCUGUCCAAUGUGGGCAAGCAGCAGUCCCGGUUUCCAGUUCCCUUGAUGUUUGCAGAUUUGGGAGCUAGGUCUGAGUGGCUGAGCAGCUGCAGAGGGAGCAGGAAGCCAGCGAGGAGAGAGAGAGCCCAGCCGCUGGACUCAGCGAUUUGACCCCUUUUAUGAUACCGAUGCCCCCAAAACUGAGGCCGUGACGUCUUCUUCCUGAGGCAUCCUAGAACCUGGCCAGCAUGAGGGAGCAGGACCUGGCCGGCAGGGGUGGUCAGAGCAGCUCAGAACAGCUCAUGCUGGUGACAAAAGCCUGGACAGACGGGGACAACGGAGUGACUGUGUCCAAAGGCCACCAGGACCCAGGGCCCCCACCUCAGAUGAGCCACUGUAACCAGAGCCACGUGACCGACUGGAGAGCCAGACCCAGGUUUACGUGGGGCCACGGGUUGUGUGGGCGUUAGAGGUGCAUCUUCCUCACUGGCGUGCGCCAAGGCCCAACACACGUGAACUGGUCUGUCUUGCCAGGAAGGGGAAGGGGAGCGGGAAAGUGAAUGUUCACUAAUAGCAGGAGCAGGUGCCAGCAGAGUCAACAUAUGUCGUCUGAAAACGUUGUAAAUGUGUGUGGAACGCCCGCUGUAUGUAAGCACUUCAGUAAAACCUGAUUCCUGUCCA
Callorhinus ursinus (northern fur seal) is the source of this 2982-nucleotide messenger RNA. It is a transcript of the gene VIPR2, whose product is annotated as vasoactive intestinal peptide receptor 2. Gene Ontology annotation, molecular function: G protein-coupled peptide receptor activity; vasoactive intestinal polypeptide receptor activity; peptide hormone binding. NCBI's taxonomy places the organism in Eukaryota, Metazoa, Chordata, Mammalia, Carnivora, Otariidae. Gene Ontology annotation, cellular component: plasma membrane. Gene Ontology annotation, biological process: adenylate cyclase-modulating G protein-coupled receptor signaling pathway; cell surface receptor signaling pathway. The record is from RefSeq and is a predicted model, not a curated record.